GUGUGGCAGGUUAAUCCAUCACAGCUGUGUUUGCUCAACCAAAACCACUGCCAAGACAUGGCGCUCCACAUGUCCCUCAUCUUCCUGAUCAUGGUUUCUAUCUGGGCAGCUUCUGAAGUUUACGGAAGAAAUACGGAUAUAAAUGAUUGCUGCCUGGACGUGAAAAACAUCCAAAUUCCUGCAAAAAGAGUGAAAGCUUAUUACAUGCAGGAUGGAACCAACGGGUGCAACAUCAAAGCUCUCGUCUUCAUCACCCGCAAAAAUAGACACCUCUGUGCGCCACAUAACGUCGACUGGGCAAUAAAACUUAAGAACAUGAUCGAGGGACGCAACAUCAGGAAAAAACGUCACAACCACAAUGUCUGCGAGUCUGCAGCCUAAAUGCGAGUUGAAUUAACAUACAACAAUUUACGACAACAAGCAAAUGGCAUUACUCAAAUUCCAUCUUCAGCUUCCAAUACAUUGUCCUCGAAGCUUGGAAAGAAUGUGAAUCUGUCUUGUCAUAGAGUGUCCAAAUAUAUGCGUGUGGGUCUGUGUCCAUAUACAAUAUGUAUGUAUGUCCUUGUGUGUUAUUAUUGGUUUGGUUGGUAGUGUCACGAGUUAAGCUAUACCAUUUUAACCAAAAUGAUAUAUAUUGUCCACAUAAACGGUUACUGUAUUGAUGUUUUUAAAUGUCUCUGCUAAAAUGUAUCCAGACUUCACUUUCUGAUUGAUCCAAAUGAUCUCAUUGUUUAUCGUAUGCACUGUCUGCACAAAAACUCGAGUUAACGACAAAACUAAAUUCUAAUAUAAGUCAAAGGAUAAGAUCCCUUAUCGCACCCAGGAGAAUUCCACAAACUAUUCCAGUUUAGCUUUUAUAUCCAAAAGUUUACAUUUCCCUUUUCAUUUUCUACACUAACCUAACAGAGCAAACUUGGUACAGAUGGUUAGUUCAAUAUUCGUCUAUUUACCUCAUUUACUUAAAAACAAUCUUAUGAUCCUUAAAAUGUCCACGAUCUAAAGAAUGAUAAAUCUCGGGAAGUCCUCUGAAUGUUCCCCUAAUAUCCGUACGGAGGACAAUUUUACAGAAUUGACUAAAGUGUAGGUUGCUGUUUAUUUAAAAUGACUUACAAAUUGUAUGCCAAAGGAGCAAAAAUGGCCGCAAUGCUGAUUUUAAGAAUUAUUUUGUAGUUUUCUGAAAUUCACGUUAAAUUCACAAAAUAUUACGCUUUACUGAACGCACUCUUAAUACCCAACCCUUGUGUAUAGCCGUUGGCAAACUACCAUUGAUUGUCACUGUGUAUACUAUAGGGCUUGAAACGUUCUUAAUCAUACAGAGGUUUAGCCAGAUUCCUAAAUAUUAAGCUUACCCCCAUGUAAAUAGGAGUCAAAGUCUGCUUUAAUCAGUCCAGGAUCUGAAACGAAUUCUAGUGAGUUUACUACCAGUUUGUGGUGUGUUUGCCUUGAACAGGUUUUAGUGAAAACUGCAAGACAGUCUCUCUCUCUCUCUCUCUCUCUCUCUCCAUAUUUAAAGUUAAGCUCUCAUGAAAUAUAGGCUUUACCCCUUGUCCUAGAUCUGUGUGUAUAUAUAUAUAUAUAUAUAUAUAUAUAUAUAUAAAGGAAUAUUAUAUAUAGGAAUUGUUGGGCCAAGUAAUCAGGGCUAUGCCUCAUCCAGCAUAUAUAUCAACCGUUUCUCUACACAGAUCUCUAGGGCAGGGGGUAAAAACUAUGUCAAGAGAACUUUGCUUUAAAAUAAAGCCUCCUUCAUAAAUCAAAAAGUAAUAAAAACUGCUUAAUCCAUAACUCUAUAUAAUCUACCAUGUUAUUGGAUCUUCAAAGAUCCAAUUCCAGAAUCAUAGUCACGAAAAUACAAAUGAAAUUAUAGAAGAAAGAAAGACAAUUAUCAAUUUAUUUUGAUUUCCCUCUAAUUCUUUGUCCGCUUUGAUCGUUUUGAUCCAGAAAGAUUGAUUGAUUUCUGAUUUUCUUUUUCACUGAGCUAAGGGUUUUGUUGACUUUAAAAUCAGUGACGAAAAACUCAACAAACUCACUUUCCUUAUGUUCAACAUCAGUAAUAUAUAACAGAAAGCUAAAUAACUUUAACAAUAUAUAUAAAUAUGUCUUUGAUAUUAUAAUAAAUAUAUAUAUUUGUGCAUGUUAUAAAUGAUUUGUAUUGAACGAGAAGUUGUUGUCUCUCGAUAACCUUGGGGGGCGAUAAUAAUGUUAAAUAUAUCUUUGAUGUCUUCUGUACCUGGUAUUUAGGGGGUCAAAGAAGUAUAUCUCAAAAUAACCAGGGUCGCUAUAGAUAUUAGGCGCCACUAGGUACAAUUACUACAGAUGCCCAAACAUAGCAAUAAUGAGUUAACAUUGAUUAAUUGUAGCACGGAUGGGAUGGUAAUUGGCUAAGCUAGGCUGGCAUAGGGCAGGUAACCCUGACACCACUGAUAUUUUGGAAAUGUAUACUCCAUGAUGCUUAGAUAGCCAUUAGGUUGGUCAAGCAUUCUGGGAGAUGUAGUUUGCAGGUAUCAGGUGUAUUAGAUGCUAGAUAAAUGAGAGGCAUACUCUGUGAGCUAAACAUGAGUUUAUCUAUGAACUGAAAUCACUCACAUGUUAAAAGGAAGUUUCUAAAUCAGCCCUUAGGAUGAGGCCACAUGUCUCUAUUCAUUGGUCAAAUUAUAAAGUUCAGCGUCAUAAAUGUAUAAGUGAAACCUAAUGGGAGAUGUGUAUCAGAGACUAACGGUCCCAUCCAGAGGUUUUUAAUUCCGCACUUUAUGUAGAGGGAGAGUUAAGUAAGACACAUGUAGAGUCUGUCUUAAAUUCUCACCUGUUACGUAUCUUCCUUCUCUGCAUCCAUGCACAAAUGAGGGGAUAAUAUGAUUUCAGUGCAAGCAGGAGCCAUCGUCCCCCAGUAGCGUGCCGCCCAUUGGACUACAAUUCCGACCAUCACCAAAAACUGUCAGAGUAUCUGUCAAAAGACACAUACAUAGAAUGGGAAUUGUAAUACAUAGCAGGAUGGUGACAGCUGCUGCAUGUACAAGGAAGCAGGGAUCAAUGUCUUGUGUUUAAAAUAUUAAGUAUGAAUGUGAUUGAUCAUUUUUUUGUGUUUUCUAAGACUCUGGGAAUGUAUGUGUGUUCGUCCAGGCCAGUCAAGCUAAUACAUUGUAUAUUAGAACAUUGUUAAGCUAUUUGAGAGUGGACAUGAGAGAUUUUGUAACUGUGAAAUCAUCCUUUUUUAAUAAAGAUAACUUUUAUAAGCUGA
Pelobates fuscus (common spadefoot toad) is the source of this 3235-nucleotide messenger RNA. RefSeq names its product C-C motif chemokine 19-like. The coding region runs from base 58 to 381 and encodes 107 amino acids. Gene Ontology annotation, molecular function: chemokine activity. Gene Ontology annotation, biological process: immune response. The transcript is spliced from 4 exons. NCBI's taxonomy places the organism in Eukaryota, Metazoa, Chordata, Amphibia, Anura, Pelobatidae. The record is from RefSeq and is a predicted model, not a curated record. Gene Ontology annotation, cellular component: extracellular region.